Amphimedon queenslandica is the source of this 3401-nucleotide messenger RNA. RefSeq lists its product as uncharacterized. The transcript is spliced from 16 exons. Bases 243 to 3305 code for a protein of 1020 amino acids. The record is from RefSeq and is a predicted model, not a curated record. Gene Ontology annotation, molecular function: protein binding. Lineage: Eukaryota; Metazoa; Porifera; Demospongiae; Haplosclerida; Niphatidae.
AAGAGGGCGUUGCUCUAUCCGUUAUCAUUAGAGAUAAUUCCCGGUAAUAGAUGGGUGAUAUGCUGACAAAGCUCAGUCCUUUGCUACUGUACUACAGUACCAGGAAGAAGUCAGGCCGUCAUAGUAUCUGCUUGACGAUAGGUCUACAAAGAUCGAAAGAAGUUUAGAGCUAACCUUGGUCUAUCUCUGGAGUCUGGACCAGGUCUAUGCUACAGUAGCCUACAUUAUCUUCGCAAUUCAAAAUGGCUUCACCUUCCGAGCCUUACAUUGAUCUAGAAUGGAGAAGUCAGCAUGUUGCUGUGACAGUUAAGGACUGCCUGUACAUCUGGGGAGGAAACCAACCUCGCCUUCCUCCAGCUCACAAGUCUGCUCUGAAGCUGAGAUUGACUUCAUUUGUUUGUACACUCCGCCUUUCGUCUGGAAGGUGGUCAUCUCAGCAUACAACAGGUAGUCCUCCAUUAGGCGUCAGAGGAUAUGCAUGUGUUACUAAUGGCACUAGCAUCUUGUAUUUUGGCGGGCGAUGUGGGCAUCAUCAAUGCUAUCACAAUAGUGUUAAUUCGCUGGAUACACUGACUAUGAAUUGGUCUGAGCUUCAUCCUACAGCAGAUAAUUAUGUUACUAAAAGAGGAUAUGGUGGUAUGGUAAUGAUGGAGACUAAUGGUGCGAAGCAUCUGCUUGCAAUUGGCGGAUUAGGCUCUGAGUCUGUUGCUGGUCAUCGUCAUUUUCAAUACACAAAAACACCUUCUGGAAAUGUCCGAACUAAUGAGCAAAAUCUUUUUAAUAUCUCAACUAGGCAAUGGAUUAUACCUACUGUUAGUGGACAUUGUUGCCCUCCCACUAGUGGGUUUUCCAUUCAAAAUAUUAAUAGUAAGAAAGCUGUCAUGUUUGGUGGGAGAGUGACAGAGGAUGGAGUCAGUGUGCCCAAUAACAAUAUGUACUUAUGUGAGGUGAACAACAGCACAAUACAUUGGGAAAAUGUUAAGCAACCUGGACCAGGCAAUGGACUCUGGCCUGCAGAGAGAUAUCGCCAUGCAAGCACUACUGUUAUUGGGGAUUCUUUGUCACCUACAAUAGUAAUGAUAGGUGGUGCCGAUAGACAAUUCAAGCCAUUGAGAGAUGGAUGCUGGCUAUUUCAAACUACAAAUCAUAAUUGGGGAAAGAUUGAUCUGCCAGACUCUGUCAGUAACAGAUAUGAUCAUGCUUUGUCGUCUUUUUAUGUGGGUCCUAAUCAUGUAUGGCUGGUGAUAGUGGGAGGUUGUCUGGAAGGAGAGCAGAGAAAUGUUGGGAAGCCUAAAAGAACAUCUCCAGUAUAUGUUCAUGAGCCAGCUUUAACAAUGCUCAUUGAGUUAGUUUUCAUAGAAGGAAAUUGGUCAGUAAUGGAUGUGCUAGAUUUCAAUGCUCUUUCUAGUGAGCACUUUCAAUGGAAGUAUCAAGCAUUAAUCAAUACAAGGCAAUGGUGGGAGGAUUGGUUUUACAAGAAUCCAUCAAAUACUGAUGUUUUGCUUCACAAACGUAUUCAAUCACUGGAAAAUGAACUUCAAGAGUUGCAAAAAAGCCAAUUGACCUUGAAGCAUGAAGCAGAUACCAAACUUCAGUCCCUAAAAAGUGAACUUCAAGUUUCUCAACAAAACAAAGUUUCUUUGCAAGAAGCUCUCCUUGAAGCAGAAAAGGAAUGCGAUAAACUUCAAAUAGACAUUCUUCAAAUAUCCGAAAGAAAAUCUCUGCAAGAAGUAGAAGGUUGCUUUGUUGAUGAUAAUGAUAGUAAAACUUUCACUUUAGCUCUCACUGAAGAAAAACCUAAUGUUCAGUUUUCUGCGGAAAGAGAUAUGACAAUUGCUAAGCUAAAGAAGGAAAAUUUGCAGCUAAAGGAAAAGCUCAACAACAUAUCAUUGAAUGAUGUAGGUGUACAGUGUGACUACUGGACCAAAAAUGAGUUACCAUUUGAUGACAUGAUCACUUUGGGCAGAAAGCUAUGCAUGUUUGAUACCAAAAGCAGUCAUGAGUUGCACUUGGAAGAGUUAGGCCUGUUGUUAUCUUUACCUGAUGGGCUAUAUUCUCCUGAAGAUUGCACAGUAUAUGAAGCAGCUGUUCAAGGUUUAUGGGGAGGAAAUUUUGAGUUCCCUGCAGACACACAUCUCAUUAGCAGUGUGUGCUAUAUCUCUCUCUCUCCUACUGUUUCUCAACUGAAAAAGCCAGUCACUGUACAGCUAGUACAUAGUGCUCAUUUGACAUCUUCAUCUCAGAGUCAAUAUUUAAGCUUUGUAGUAGCUCAAGUUAAUUUGGAUAAACAGGCUGGCCCAUUUAAGUUUGAGUUCUUGCCUGGAGGAUCUUUUUUACCUAAUUCACAGAUUGGUAGCAUUGAAGUUAAAAGCUUUUCAUUGUUAGCUAUUGUCAUGGGUGUUUGUGCUGCUGGAGUCAUAGCUGCUGGAGUCAUAGCUGCAACUAGUUAUACAGCAAAAAAAAAUGCAACUCCUGAUUUCUAUUGCCGUGCCCUGAUGUACAAAAAGGUGUCAUGUAAUCGAGUGAUGCUGAAUUUGACUGUAAUUCAAGAUCUUCCUUCUUGUAAAGAACUUUUAGAGCGAGACUCCACUGUUCAAUUUCUACUUGGUACUGAAGAAACAAGUUUUCGUUUUCCUUCAAAAGUUGAGGCAGAUGACCACUUAAUGAAAGUCAACAACUUUCCCUCUGAACCAAUUGAUGGUUGGAUAGUCAAACCUUUUAAUCCCCCUGCAGCAAUAAAAACAAACGAUGUUUUUGAUUAUUGUGAUAGUAAAAGUGCUGAGCCGCCAUAUAUUCAAAUAUUAGUUCAACCUGAUAAUCCUGCAUGUGCUGAUACACUGUCUCAUACUUUACAUUGUAAUAUGUGUAAUUAUAGUCGUGAUUGGUCUAUCGAAGUAUCAAAAACUGAAAUAUCAUCGCAUGAAAAUAUCCUGCUUGACUCUUCCGGUUUGAAAAACACUCCUAUUAAUCAAGACAUUUUAGCUCUUCCUUGUGGUAUAUUUCGUGAAAAAAUUCAUUUGCUGAGUAGUUUGAUAGGAAAUGAGGCUAUUUUUCCAAGAGUUGUUGAUCAUCUUCUCAGUGAAGACUUGAUCUCAAUAGCGUUCAUUGAUGACAUUAAUUCAAGUAAUAAGUCAGGCUACAAUAAAGCUAGUGAAAUCGUCAGACAAUUGUUUAAAAAUCUGCAAUCAAGUGAUUUGCCACAACAGAUGUUGGAAAAAAUUUGUCAUGUAUUUACUCAACAAGAAGACAAGAGGUUAAAAGAACUUGGACACAGUAUGCUAAGCAGUGUUUCUGCACAAAAAUAAUUAGACGAUAAACAAAUUGAGAAAAUAUUAUUUUAGUACAUUUGAAUUUUAAAUCUUUGUGUUUCAUUUUACCAUAUUUGAAUUGUUUAAAUAUUA